This is a messenger RNA of Pieris brassicae (large cabbage white), 1240 nucleotides long. Its product is annotated as seminal metalloprotease 1-like. Lineage: Eukaryota; Metazoa; Arthropoda; Insecta; Lepidoptera; Pieridae. The transcript has 7 exons. Gene Ontology annotation, molecular function: metalloendopeptidase activity; zinc ion binding. Bases 83 to 1204 code for a protein of 373 amino acids. The record is from RefSeq and is a predicted model, not a curated record. Gene Ontology annotation, biological process: proteolysis.
AUAUUCGAAUGUGAUUUUUGAAUUUGAUUCGUUGUAAUAAAAACUUUGAUGUCGUUUUUUAUUGUAUUUCAUUUAUUUCAGUAUGAAAAUAUAUUUAUUUUUAUUUUUCCAUGUGUUUUUUGCAUUUGCUAAGAACAUAGAACGUGUGGCGGAAUAUGCGCUAGUUCAAAAACCGUAUGUACCUGUUGAAAAUAAUUUAAAAUUAUUAAGCGGUCCAAACUCACAAGACUUAAAGAAAAUUCAGGACGCAGGAGAUGCACUGUGGCCAUUUGGAAUUAUUACAUAUUAUUUGGAUACCAAAAGCUACGACGAAAUAAUUGCUCAGCGUGUUUAUUCAGUAAUGGAUGCUGUGCAAAGUGCAUCUUGCGUCCAGUUUAAAUCCGUCAUGACGAAGCCAUUGAAUGUCACGUGGUUACACAUCACUAACCCGCAGAAAAAACGAGAAUGCGUCCAUAAAACUUUUCAAUUGGAUCGUCAGGAAAUAACUGUAGUCCUGGGAUACGAUUGUCUGAAGGAAAGUGAUAUACUUCAUGCUUUACUCCACGCUAUUGGUUUGAAAGACGAAGUGACGCACCCAUAUCGUGAUCGCUACAUGCGAGUGCUUUGGAACAAUAUUAAACCAGAAUAUCGUCACCUUUAUCAAAUACAAGGAUUGCAUUCUUCAAAAGUUUUGACAGAGUAUGAUCCAACAAGUGUCAUGCAUUUUCAUGACCGAGCAUUUAGUAGCAAUGGACAGGCAACCAUUGUACCUUUGAUAUCUGGACUAAUGAUAGCCCCGUCUGAUCAUCUGUCACAACUGGACACUAUGAAACUAAGAUUGAUGUUCGAACAUGAAUGUAACAAACGUAAAGUAAGUGAAGUUAUCGAUUCAUGUAAAAAUGUAUUCCACGAUAAACUUACGGGUUCAGUUAAUGUAAUGGCUAACAUUCUUGAAAACGGCGAUGAUAACAAUAGUCCUAUUAAAGAAGGCACCAAUGAAAAAUCUGUGGACAAUAUUUAUCAAGUGCAUAUUAAUAGUAGUGAAAACGAUGGUCAAAGUAAUGAAACAGAAAUUAGUGACGAUUAUUCUGAAAAAAGUGAUUCCGACAUAGCAUCUUCUAUAAAUGAUGGAGUAACACACACAAAGAAAGAAAUAUCAGUUGAAGAUUCAAUUAAUAAUUAUGAAGAAAAUAAAAACGAAGGUUAUGAAAGCAUAAGAAAAUAAGCGAUAGAUAAGCGUACAAUAAAAAAAUAAAUGUUA